AUGUCGUCUUCACCAUCGCAAAACGGCGCUUCUUCGUCACGGAAUACAGCCGAACUCACACGAUCACCGCCAUCAGGAAAGAGAGGCAAGCUCUCGCCACACGAGAGGCAAGCACAAGCCAUCUCAAAGCUACUCGCAAACCCAGACAAGGAAGUUCACAUCCCUGAGGGACCCAAGGAGAAGUCAAUACGACCACCUCGGGAUGUGAUGAAGAAUGUUUCUGGUUCCAGUGCGGGCGCAGGAUCAGGCGAAUUCCACGUCUACAAGCAACAACGUCGGCGAGAGUAUGAACGCAUACAGCUCAUGGAAGAGCAAAACAAAAAGCUGACCGAACAAGAAGAGUUUGAUCGCAAGCGUGCCGAACUUGAGCGCAAAGACGAAGCCAAGACCGAAAAGAAUCGUGCAAAGCGCGAGAAGAAGAGGCUUGCAGCGCUCAAAGCACAGGCAGCUGCCAAAGGCAAGGAUCCUUCCGAGAUCUCGACAACCGAAUCUGAUGCCAGGACCAACGGAGAACCGGAAGCAAAGAAACAGCGAUUGCACAAUGACGCCGUGGAACGAUUCCAGUUCAAACGCAAGGAUGGCUUGGAUAGCGACGGCAGUGCCCACGAGGGAUGA
Ustilago hordei is the source of this 615-nucleotide messenger RNA. RefSeq lists its product as uncharacterized. Gene Ontology annotation, cellular component: nucleolus. Gene Ontology annotation, molecular function: double-stranded RNA binding; protein kinase binding; protein kinase inhibitor activity. The record is from RefSeq and is a predicted model, not a curated record. NCBI's taxonomy places the organism in Eukaryota, Fungi, Basidiomycota, Ustilaginomycetes, Ustilaginales, Ustilaginaceae. Bases 1 to 615 code for a protein of 204 amino acids. Gene Ontology annotation, biological process: negative regulation of protein kinase activity. The transcript has 2 exons.